CAUCGACUGUAUGUUUGAACUGUGAUGGUGAAACAAUUCGUGAAAUUCAAAAGUUAAGAGAACUUAAAAUCAAAAAGUAUCGAUAUCGACAGUGUUGUGAACAUCGGGAGUAAUAAGUUUUCGUAGGCUGUGCGUGCUUUCGAAAAGGUAAGGAGAGUGCAAACAGAAUCGAGUAUAGAGGGAAAGUAACAUUAUCUUCGGAAAUAGCGCGGGUUUUACGGCUCUAGGGGUAACUCAGUGGUACAUAGUUGCGCGUUUAAAAGGAUAAUAUGAUCGAUGACCAUCAUGGCGGCAUCCAUGCUAAAGUGGAAGAGAAUCACAAAUACGACCGGGCCCCAGCCAAGACCCAGGCAUGGGCACAGGGCAGUGGCUAUUAAAGACCUUAUGGUUGUUUUCGGCGGUGGAAACGAGGGCAUCGUUGACGAGCUUCACGUCUACAACACAGCAACUAAUCAAUGGUUUGUACCAUCAACAAAAGGUGAUAUUCCACCAGGCUGUGCCGCAUAUGGAUUUGUUGUUGAUGGGACCCGAAUUUUGGUCUUCGGUGGUAUGGUAGAGUAUGGAAAAUACUCAAAUGAGCUGUAUGAACUUCAAGCAAGUAGGUGGGAAUGGAAAAGAUUAAGACCAAAGCCACCAAAAGUUGGUCACCCACCAUGUCCUCGUCUAGGACAUAGUUUUACCCUUAUUCGUAAUAAGGUCUUCCUUUUUGGAGGAUUAGCUAAUGACAGUGAUGACCCUAAGAACAAUAUACCAAGAUAUUUACAUGAUUUGUAUACCCUUGAACUGUGCCCUAAUGGGUCAACAGCUUGGGAAAUACCAGAGACCAAUGGGCAAACACCACCACCUAGAGAAUCCCAUACUGGAGUAGCUUAUACUGAUCGGAACACAGGAAAAUCCUGUUUAGUAAUUUAUGGUGGAAUGAGUGGCUGUCGUUUGGGCGAUUUAUGGUUUCUUGAUGUUGAUACAAUGACUUGGAACAAGCCAGUGGUUCAUGGACUUAGUCCAUUACCGCGUUCUCUUCACACUGCAACUUUAAUUGGUCAUGAAAUGUAUGUUUUUGGAGGAUGGGUACCACUUGUCGACGAUGUUAAAGUUGCAACCCAUGAAAAAGAAUGGAAAUGUACAAAUACAUUGGCUUGUUUAAACUUAGAAACAAUGACGUGGCAGCAUUUUGCCCUUGACACUUUGGAAGAAAAUAUUCCUCGUGCUCGAGCUGGUCACUGUGCAGUUGGAGUGCAUUGCAGGCUCUAUGUAUGGUCUGGUAGAGAUGGAUAUCGCAAGGCUUGGAACAAUCAGGUUUGUUGCAAAGACUUAUGGUAUCUUGAAGUCAGUAAACCGUCUGCUCCAUCCAGAGUGCAGUUAGUGAGGGCUUCUACUCAGACAUUGGAAGUUAGUUGGACAGCAACACCAUCAGCACAAUAUUACAUACUGCAAAUUCAAAAAUAUGAUAUGCCUCCAGCUACAACUGGCACAUUUCCUACAGUCAACACACCGACCAAUACAGUACCUACUCCUGCACCAGCAGUGGUCACACCUGCAACUGUUCCUGUUACAUCUCCACCCAUUACCACUGUUGCUGCUCUUCCAUCAACUACAACAACUGCUAGGCCAACUUUAGCACAGACUCCAGUACGAAUACAAUCAACUGUACAAAGCCCGAUCCAGAAACCUGUUUCAUCACAAGCUGUGACAAAACCAUCGAGUCCAAUGACACCAAGAGUACCUGGAAAUCUUAUCCGAAUUCGUUCGCCAAUAGUUACUACAGCACCGACAACUACAGAACAGACUCCACCUACUAAUACCACAGUGACAGGUCAAACGCCAGCCGCUAUGUCAGGUAUUGCUGCGUUGGCGGCAGCAGCUGCUGCUACACCGAAAAUAAGUAUGAAUAAUGUACCAAUCCUUCCACAAGCUACAGCUAAUACGAUUAGAAUGAAAAACGUUCAACCCGGGCAACAAAUUCGUUUCGCUGCACCCGGAGCAACAGUGCUAAGAACUACGUCUCCGCAGCAGAGCAAGCAAAUUAUUCUCCAGAAGCCAGGCCAAAAUAUAUCUGGUCAGCCACAAAUUGUACAUCUUCUUAAAACUGUGCCGAAAGUCAGUCUCAUUCCUGGCAAGACCGUUCAAGCAACAGGUGCGAAACCUCUUAACCAAGGGGCGACGAUAUUAAGAUUAGUGAAUCCUAAUACCGUAGCAGGAUCGAAAAUUCUUACGACUAUGAAAACGUCUAGUAUUGUUGCGAUGAGCAAAGGACAGAACAUCAACGGCAAACAGAUAAUGCUCACGAAACCUGGGGCUAAUGGAGGGCUAGUGGGUCGUAAUCAAAUAAUUGUUGUAACGACAGGUUCUGGUUUAAGAGCUGUGCAGGCUGUUACUACCUCUCAGGCUGGUGGUGGGCAAGCUGGUAAUAUCACUACACCCGUAAACGUUUUACCGUUGUCAGCUACUAAUCACGUAACCAAUCAGCAAGGCGUGAAAAUGAUUGUUGUUUCAUCCGGAGCAAUGGGAGGUGGAACUGCUGGAAAGCCUAUCACUAUAACAGUACCACUCCAGGGUGGUGUGUCAAAGACAAUGACACUCUCCACAAAAGGUAGCCCGCAAGCCAUUUUCAAUCCUGGAAAGAGUCAGAUUGUUACUGUGCCUCAAAUGCAGAAAACACCAGAAUCAGUUACCGUGUCCGGUAAACCUGUAACGUUACAGAUGUCUGGUGGAAUAGGCGCGAAAACAGUUACUUUAAUGCCUCAAAGUAAUUCAAUAGUAACUACUUCUAGCGCAUCAGAUGUGAUAGAUACAAGCAAGAUGUUGUUUGUUCCAUCACAAAAGCAACCGUCAGCAUCAUUAGCAUCUACGUCUGAUGGUCCCGCUACAACUGAUGCAGCACUAGCUGCAUUAGCUGCAGAGGCUGGUUUGAUAGAUCCCGUUCAAGAACCGUCUGGUGGCUUAUCUUUUAUGGUGGCUACAGAUGAUGGAGGAGCGGGGGAUGGUAAGGUGGAUGAUAGUUGCAAUGGUAACGAAGCUACCACAGCCGCCGCUUUGGUCUCCCAACUGGGAGCUGGUGAACAUAUGCAAGUUGACGACGAUGAUAACUUCGUGAUUCCUCAAGUCGAUGGUGCAGCAGGUGAUCUUUUGUCCGAGGACGAAGGGAACGAUGAAGUUCAUAUAGAAGAAAGUCCCUCACCCAAAAAUCAGGAGCCAGCAGCAACCAUACAGUCUACAGACGUGAAGGGUGACAAUAAUGCUGCAGAUACGGAAGAUGUGCACGUAGAAGAGAACGACGCGAAAAAUGCAGAAGCUGCAGAGGCAACACCUGAAUUACCUGUUUCAGAAAACACUGAAACAGAACUUCCAGCAAAGUCAGAGCCUUCGAUUGACUCACAACCGGAUGAAAGUGGAGUAUCUGCAGAAGCUACUAAUGAUCCAGAACCAGCAAGCGAAAAUGACGCUGAAAUUGUAAAUAAUUCACCAUCCGAGGUGGAACAAAUUAAAGCUGAAAUUGCUAGUAUGCAAGUACCCACGGAAACUCCUCCGGAAGAGACAUCCAUGCCAGACACUAUGGAGCAAUCAGAAAACGAUGAAGUCGAACAAAUUGAAAAUAACGAUGCGAAAAAUGUACCUGUUGAUACACACGAUUCUGAUCAUGAAAAAUCACCAGCUCCUGAACAUUUGUCACCCGAAGAUAGUAUAUCUCAACUUUCUCAGGAGAAUAGUCAAGAUGAAACGAAAGUAAAAGAUGAUGUUGAUGAUGAUGAUGAUGAUGCAGAACCAUCGACGAAUCUCCCUGAGGAAAAUUCUUCAAUAGAGAAAUUAGAAGAUAGUGAUGAUGUACCCAUGGACACAAAUUCUCCUGUGGCUUCCGCCGAUGUAAAUAUGCCAUUAGCAACACCCAUUACAACACCCAUUACAACCCCAGAUAUCCAAAUAAAGUUAGAACAAUCCGAUGCGCCGACGGAAAAGGUGAAAAUACCAGAACCAGCAAUAGCAUCUACGAAUACUAGUGUUCCACCUCCUGAAAAGGCAAUCGCUGUUCAGAAAGUAGUGGCCCCGGCCAAAAUGGACACGAACGAAGAAUCUGUUAAAAAAGAUAUUUCGAAGCACAAUAAAAUAAAUGACUGUAGAUCAGAAAAUGGAGAUGAUGCUACAGCGUUGACUACAUUGGCUACAGCUGCCUUAGGUUCAGCGGAACAACCAGUGAAAAUAAAAGCUGAGUUGACUGAAGAAGAAAAGAAGGAGGCAGAAUGGUAUAAUGUCGGUAUAGUCAAAGGGACAAGUUUUACUGUACAACAUUAUUAUUUAUCUGGCGAUGAUCCGUUAAACCUUGAUGUUUCUGCGGAACAGUUAAGUAUGGAUAUGUUCAAAGGAAAGACUAGGGUUGUCUUAGAACCUGGAACUGCGUAUAAGUUCAGAGUCGCUGCUGCGAAUAAUUGUGGACGAGGUCCUUGGAGCGAGGUAUCUGCAUUCAAAACGUGUCUUCCGGGAUACCCCGGUGCACCUAGCGCUAUUAAAAUUUCCAAAUCUACGGAGGGUGCUCAAAUUUCGUGGGAACCGCCAUCCAGCAACGUUGGACCUAUUUUAGAAUAUUCUGUCUAUUUAGCAGUGCGGAGUGCUAGUACUGCGUUGAAUAACGACGGAGAACCAAGAACAAUUCUGUCGACUCCGAAUCAGUUAGCCUUUAUUAGAGUCUAUUGCGGUUCGAAUAAUUCUUGUUCGGUGACAAAUAGUUCUCUUAGUGCCGCUCACGUCGAUACCACUACAAAACCGGCCAUAAUAUUUAGAAUAGCAGCACGAAAUGAUAAAGGAUACGGACCAGCGACGCAAGUUAGGUGGUUGCAGGAUCCAACCACUGCUGUGAAGAGUAAUCCUCAGGUGAAGAGACCUGGUACAGACAUACGCUCACAGACAAUCUCCCCUCAGAAGAAGAUAAAACAAGAACCACCAAGUGAUAACUUUUCGUAAGCCUGUUUUCUCUUGGCCUCUUACAGCCCAUAUAUAUAUCCAAACAGCGUUACUCAUUAUUUAAUUUCCGCUGGUACACACGCCUAACAAGGAUGAUGAAAACAGUGUAUUGUUUGAGUAAGCGAUGUGAUAUAUCCGAGUAAAUGAAAGAACUUAAUGCACGAUAAAGAGCGAUGAAAGAGGUGUCCAUAGCUAGAUAGGGGUAUAAACAUACGGUUAAAAAAAAGAAGUAUUUUCAGUGUUCUAAAAGAAUACAAGGUCUUUCUGUACCGCGUUUUCUGACUCACCGUUAUUCUCCUAUUCCUUCGCGGAUACGCGACAUUUUUCUGUAAA
This is a messenger RNA of Dufourea novaeangliae, 5286 nucleotides long. RefSeq names its product host cell factor 1 (gene Hcf). The record is from RefSeq and is a predicted model, not a curated record. Gene Ontology annotation, biological process: regulation of DNA-templated transcription; chromatin remodeling. The transcript is spliced from 7 exons. NCBI's taxonomy places the organism in Eukaryota, Metazoa, Arthropoda, Insecta, Hymenoptera, Halictidae. Gene Ontology annotation, cellular component: histone methyltransferase complex. Gene Ontology annotation, molecular function: protein binding; transcription coactivator activity. Bases 277 to 4953 code for a protein of 1558 amino acids.